AUGUUGCUCUUUGCCCUUGUUCUUGUUUGCUACAUGAUGACCCUCCUGGGUAACACUACUAUCAUUGUUGUGUCAAGACUAGAUCCAGGGCUCCAUACCCCCAUGUAUUUCUUCCUCAGCAAUCUUUCCUUCCUUGACAUCUGCUUCACCACCAGCCUUGGCCCCCACAUGCUGUUGAAUUUCUGGAGAAAAAGCAAGACUAUCACUUAUGGUGGCUGUGUGGCUGAGCUCUACAUCUCCCUUGCUCUGGGCUCCAUAGAAUGUAUUUUGUUAGCUGUCAUGGCCUAUGAUCGCUAUGCUGCCAUCUGUCACCCACUGCACUACACUACCAUUAUGAGCCACUCUCUGUGUUUCACGAUGGCUGCUAUCUCCUGGAUAAGUGGCUUCAGCAACUCACUAGUUCACACUGUGAUGAUUCUAAGGCUUCCACUGUGUGGACGGAAUCAAGUGGAUCAUUUCUUUUGUGAGCUCCCUGCCUUUCUUCAAUUGGCUUGUGUUGACACUUCACUUAAUGAGGUUGUAAUGUUUUCUACUAGUGUAUUGUUCCUCCUAGUACCAGUUAGUCUCAUCACAGUCUCUUAUGGCUAUAUAGCUGCUGCAGUGCUGAGGAUUCACUCAGCUAAGGGAAGGAAGAGAGCCUUCAACACUUGUUCCUCCCACUUGAUGGUGGUCUGGCUCUUCUAUGGCACAGCCAUUUUCAAUUAUUUCCAGCCUCUGUCCAUCUCCUCCCGUGAUUGA
This is a messenger RNA of Thamnophis sirtalis, 738 nucleotides long. RefSeq names its product olfactory receptor 2G3-like. Gene Ontology annotation, biological process: G protein-coupled receptor signaling pathway. Gene Ontology annotation, cellular component: membrane. The record is from RefSeq and is a predicted model, not a curated record. Gene Ontology annotation, molecular function: olfactory receptor activity; G protein-coupled receptor activity. NCBI's taxonomy places the organism in Eukaryota, Metazoa, Chordata, Lepidosauria, Squamata, Natricidae.